AUGAAGCUAUUCGAGGUGAAAAAAGCAUGGAGCAACCGCGUCAGAAUCGGAGCACUCGAAUUCGGAAACUUCUCCACAGAAACCCCCGCUCUUCUCUUAUCAACUCGCAAAGGCCUCCCUCAUUUCACACCUCCCGAUCUUCUUCCCUCUCUUCCUUCUCCCGAUUCUCAUCUCCUUCAAGUUUCGCCGCUCCAUUUUUUGGAAGGACUUUCUCCGGCGACUAUAGCGAAAAUCGGAGGGAUUCAUAAAUUGAUUGGAUUGAAUGAUUAUGGAGUUGUUGCUGUUGCUAGGGAUUCUGUUCAUUCGCUUCCGGAAUCUAAGGGAGCUAACAAAUUUGGUGCCACUUUUGAGACUCCGUGUGGUAGGUUGUUGGUUAAACCCAAAGAUUAUCUUGUAAUGAUUUCUUGCAUGAGGCCAAACAUAUGGGCUACUUUGGCUGAUGAAGUACCUGCUUGGGUAUCUGAUAAAAGGAACAGAACCUCGGUGGAUAGAACUUUGAGAUGGCUUGAUGAUUGCUUGGAAUUGGAUCCGGCUGUUGGAUCAGUUUUUGGUGCCAUAGUGGGAGGCCCAAGUUUGGAUGAAAGGAAGCGAUGUGCAGAGGAGGUAGCCAAGCGAAAUGUAGCAGGUUAUUGGAUUGGUGGAUUUAGUCUUGGAGAGGCUAUUGAUGAGCGACCUGCUCUUCUACGUGCUAUUGUUGAUGUCUUGCCAGAUGAAAAGCCGCGCAUGAUCUGUGGUCUGGGACUCCCAGAGGAGAUCUUGCAGGGGAUUGCUGCUGGAAUUGAUCUUUUUGACUCAUCAUACAUCUAUACCCUUACACUUGGAGGAUUUGCGCUAACCUUUUCACUGGACAAGAAUGGGAAUCAAGAUAAUUUUGAGCCAAGUCAGAUGGGAAGUGACUCGAGUAAAAUUAAUUUGCGAGCGACAGUUUAUAGAAAAGACAUGUCCCCAAUUUUAGGAGUCUGCACCUGUCAUACAUGCCAGAACUAUACAAAAGCAUACAUCAAUCACCUAUUCAAUACUCAUGAAAUGCUGGCACAAACUCUGCUAGAAAUCCACAAUACACACCACUAUCUUAGGUUCUUUCGAGUGAUAAGAGAAGCAAUCCAAGAAGGGAGGUUUGAGGAAUAUCGACAGACAUUCAUCGAAAGCAGGCGCGAGCAUUAUGAAAGAGUUGCGGACUCUGAAGGUGUAGGGUGGUGUGACAGAAUCUCGCAGUUAGUUUUUAAGUGCUGUGGGAAUUGA
Molecule: messenger RNA, 1242 nt
Organism: Vicia faba (fava bean)
Lineage: Eukaryota; Viridiplantae; Streptophyta; Magnoliopsida; Fabales; Fabaceae
Source: the annotation of a GenBank genome assembly